Aplosporella prunicola CBS 121167 is the source of this 867-nucleotide messenger RNA. RefSeq lists its product as uncharacterized. The record is from RefSeq and is a predicted model, not a curated record. Bases 1 to 867 code for a protein of 288 amino acids. NCBI's taxonomy places the organism in Eukaryota, Fungi, Ascomycota, Dothideomycetes, Botryosphaeriales, Aplosporellaceae. The transcript is spliced from 3 exons. Gene Ontology annotation, molecular function: FMN binding.
AUGAUGGACAACGAAAAGACUAUCCAGCGUAACCCGCAUCCCGACUUCAAGAAAGUCGAAGCGUCGAGACCGGACUGGAAGGAGACAAAGCUUGAGUUCACCAAGACAAAGAAUCCUGACUGGAAGCUUGGUGAUGGCCCGAAUGACGGCGGGGAAAGCCUCAAGAAAGAGCAUGUGGAAAUUGAUCCUUACGCCGAAGGGAGGCCAGCGGCUUUCAACUACAAGCUUUUGAUCAGCGCAAUCGUUCCGCGUCCCAUUGGAUUUCUGAGCACGAGAUCCAAAGACGGUUCGAGCACGAACCUCGCUCCUUUCAGUUACUUCAACGUCAUCAACCAUGACCCGCCUCUCUUCAUACUGAGCUUCGCCGGCGGUUGGCAGCAAGCAAAGGACAGUCUAAAGAACCUCAAGGACACGGAGGAGUGCACUCUGAAUAUCAUCUCAGAGCAUUUUAUCGAAGCCGCCAACGCAACAAGUAUCAACUCGCCUUACGGCAUCUCAGAAUGGCCCUUGACCGGCCUGCACCCAGCGCCUUGCACGGAAGUGAAAGCCUCACGCGUGAAGGAGGCCAUUUUCUCUGUUGAGGCAAAACUGGUCGAAACCCGGGAGUUUGAGAGCCGCGUUACGCCGGGCAAGAAGACGAAUGUUCUGGCAAUUGUGGAGGGCGUCAAGUUCUGGGCGAGAGAGGACGCAAUCAACAACGACAAGAAUUUGCUUGAUCCGGCGGUCCUGCAACCCAUGGCUAGGAUGGGUGGCAUCUCUUAUGCACGAGUUACCGAAGCGAUCGAAUUGCCGCGUCCAGACUUUGAGACGAUGAUGGCUGAGCAGAACGCGGAGAAGCUCAAGCUUCCAAAGGCAGAUGGACAGUGA